This is a messenger RNA of Physcomitrium patens, 825 nucleotides long. Its product is annotated as calvin cycle protein CP12-1, chloroplastic. The record is from RefSeq and is a predicted model, not a curated record. Gene Ontology annotation, biological process: negative regulation of reductive pentose-phosphate cycle. Gene Ontology annotation, cellular component: chloroplast. NCBI's taxonomy places the organism in Eukaryota, Viridiplantae, Streptophyta, Bryopsida, Funariales, Funariaceae.
UGCAUUGCUCCCUGCACUUAUCUUCACAGUCUCGGCCCGGCGCAGUGUUUCUCUGCGUCGUACACUCCCCCAGUCGCAUCAAUCUCGCCGUGACCCUGCUUCUUCGGCACCCUCUGCAUAGAAUUAUCAUUUUUCCGCGUCGUUUUUGCUGUAUUUGAGCGAUGGCGGCCCUUACCGUUGCGAUGCCCGUAGCAGGAGCCACCAUGGCUACUUCCGUGGCUUUCGUCCCGAAGGGCUGUUUCUCCAUUGUUGCGGCUGCCAGAAUGGCGCCCAUCAAGAUCAAAAGGCGUCUGUCUGUUGUUGUCAAGGCUUCUCCCAAGGAGGAUAUUAAGGAUAAGAUCCCCGAAGCCAUUGCUGAAGCUCAGAAGACGUGCGAGGAUGACCCCACCUCUGCACCAUGUGCUGUCGCAUGGGACAAUGUAGAGGAGCUCACUGCUGAGGCCGCUCACCAGCGUGACCGCAACAAAGCUAACAGUGACCCCUUGGAGACUUAUUGCGCAGACAACCCUGAGACCGAUGAGUGCCGAACAUACGAGGAUUAGGCCAUGAAGAAGUGAAAGAAUAUCUGGUGGAUUGUAGACUGAUUACCACAAGCGGUUGCUGCCGCUGUACAAAAUCAUUGGGAUUUUUUGGGAAGCAAGCUGGGAUAGAAGCCGAAGUACUCUUCCAUAUGUUGAUUCCAGUCCUCGUUAUCACUUUUCGUGAUGUUAGUAUUUUUAUGGUGUCUGUAAUCUGUCUACCAUAUCGAGUGAGGUCUUCCCAAUUGGUACAUCAGACAUGUACAAGUUUUUUUUUUUGUUUUAUUCUAUUUGCUUUUCUAUGUCA